AUGUCGGCGGUGCCAAGACAAGCAACUCCCGUGUUCGCGCCCAGUCAAGAGGACAGUUUUCAAGCAUGGAUCGAUUGCGAGUUUUUCCAAGGACCAAAAAUGGUCCGUUUUCACCCCCGUGGUGGCUCUGCUGCCCGAGAGCCAAUGACACCGGAUCAAGGAUCAUCGCCUCCUUGGUCGACAGUCGCCAGCUCUGGAGGAGCGUUACCUGAGGGACAUGUCCCUGAUGAGAGUCAACUCAGUCAGCCAUCACCGGCCGCCUCGUCCAACAGCACACCAAUGGACACAGACUCGGGACGCGCCAUUCCACCUCAGGGUUCCAACUUUAUCCCCGGCUUGAUAACUUCGGACAGCUUUGAAAGCGACCAAAGCCCACGUCUUCAGCAGUUGGGCCCUUCAACCACGCAAGCCCCAUAUUUGCCCUCCAUUAGCCAGCUUAAUCCAGGAAUCUACGGAAGGAAAAGUGAUCCAGCAACCGCACUUGAUCAAUCAUUUCUCCAGAACUCUCCCCCUGCCUUCACAUCGUCCAUCUCGUUCUCACCCACGUCUAAUAACGAUAGGCGGCUGUUCCCUUUAGAAGAUGUUCAAGAAGCUUGCCUUUUAAGAUACUAUAUCGAAGAGAUUUCUCACUGGUUUGAUCUCUGCGACGAGAGCCGCCACUUCCACCUGGUUGUACCUACCAGAGCCAGGGAUCAUCCCCAUCUCCUGAACGCUAUUUUUGCAGUGGCAGCCCGUCACUUGAGUCGCCUUCCUCAAUACAAGACGUCGAGGGGCAUUCUGUAUCACGGUCAGCUGCUCACCAAGUUGGAUGAGCAUUCCGCAGUAGAGUACAUGUUGCAGUGUAUGCCUGCCCUUCGAGAGUUUCACAAUGUUCGUGAUGACGACCAUCGAGACAGCAUCGUCGCCACCGCUGUUAUCCUUCGGCAAUUGGAGGAGAUUGAUAACGAAGAUGAUUCGCCAUCGGCUUCGGGUCAACCUAGCAGCAUGUUUUCGGGUUCUGGAAAGCAAGUCAACUUUCUUGCAAUAAUAGAUGCUGUUUUGAGAAGUCCCCCAUCACAAUCUGUAUUUGGACGUCGGAGCUUGAUGCAAGCCGCGUAUUGGAUGGCUUUGCGACAAGAAAUUUACCAUUCUUUCACGCGCCUUGAAGCCCCGCAGCUCAUAUUACCCCCGGAAUUUUGGCACAGUGCUUCCAAAGCCAACAAGACGGUCAUGCAUCUUGUCCAAGUCGCGAAAUGGAAAUGGGGGGAUGGUUCUGAACUUGAAUGGGAGAGACUCAUGGAUCAACAAGAUGAUCUUGAGAGACACAUCCUGCUCGACAUCGAACCUAUUUACAAGAAACCAGCAGACAAGUCAAAGGGGGAGAUCUUUCCAACGGUUUGGUACCGGUCAAAUAUCGAGGUGACAAGUAUGCAACUAAGUCUAUUAGCCAAGUCGGUGCUGGUAGCCGAAAAUCCACGUCUCAAACAACAGUCUGCGUCUCGAUCUAGUUGGAGGCAAGUUGAGAAUGAAGUCAGGAUUCUUCUCCUCGAACAAUGCGGAAUCGGCCUUUGCAACCCUGCAUCGCCACCCGCGCUUGUUCAUGCUACAUUUGGCAUUCAGCUCUAUGGGGAUUUCUUCACGGACCAUUACGAGCGUCAAGCAAUCAGGACGGUGGUAGAACGAUAUCGAGAUACCCAUGCUUGGCCGGUGCAACGACUUUUAGACAUGUUUCGGUGA
This is a messenger RNA of Pochonia chlamydosporia 170, 1716 nucleotides long. RefSeq names its product ARCA-like protein. The transcript has 5 exons. Lineage: Eukaryota; Fungi; Ascomycota; Sordariomycetes; Hypocreales; Clavicipitaceae. The record is from RefSeq and is a predicted model, not a curated record. Gene Ontology annotation, biological process: positive regulation of transcription by RNA polymerase II. Gene Ontology annotation, molecular function: DNA-binding transcription factor activity; transcription cis-regulatory region binding. The coding region runs from base 1 to 1716 and encodes 571 amino acids. Gene Ontology annotation, cellular component: nucleus.